Molecule: messenger RNA, 2430 nt
Organism: Paramuricea clavata
Lineage: Eukaryota; Metazoa; Cnidaria; Anthozoa; Malacalcyonacea; Plexauridae
Source: the annotation of a GenBank genome assembly
AUGUGGGAGAGGGAUCGCUUGAAACGAAUUGCUGUAUUAACUAACGAGGAAUCAGCUUGGUUUAACUUUAAAAAUCUUAAAAACCAAGUUAACUUUAAAAUUAGGGAAAAUAAGACACAAUAUUACAACUCGUUUUUUAAUGAUAAUCUGGGUGAUUGCAAAAAAACUUGGAAUGGUAUAAAUACUAUACUAUCCAAGAAUAAAAACCUUACUCAUACGGAAAAAGUCGUCGUUGAUGAUGCUGUAAUCAAUGAUCCGCUCGGGGUAAGCAAUGCCUUCAAUAGGCAUUUUACAGGCAUAGGACCCAAACUUGCGGCAAAAAUCCCAGUUAAUUUAAAUGCAAACUAUGACCAUAUUAACAAACCUGAAAAUGAAUUUGAACUUCUAAUAGUCAGUGAGUUAGUAGUUUCAAAGUUAGUUGAGAAACUGUCAACACGUAAAGCUAAUGGUCUAGAUAACAUUCCAGCUUGUUUGUUGAAAGCAAGUGCGCCAACCACGAUAAGCUCGUUGACUUACAUUAUAAAUUUGGUAAUCCAUACUGGCACUGUCCCACAUGACUGGAAAAGAGCUAGGGUCACUCCUAUUCAUAAGGAAGAUUGCAAAAUGGACCCCAAUAACUAUAGACCUAUAUCCGUAUUAUCUGUGGUUGCAAAACUGUUUGAAAAAGUGAUCUUUGAUCAAACUUAUGAAUUCCUAUGUAAUAACAAUCUUCUCUCAGAUGCCCAAUCUGGUUUUAGGCCUUUGCAUUCCACUUUAACAGCACUGCUAGAUAUCACUGACAAAUGGUAUUCUAAUAUGGACAAUGGUUUAAUCAAUGCUAUACUUUUUAUUGACUUAAAAAAAGCUUUUGAUACCAUUGACCAUGAAAUUCUUCUAAAUAAAUUAUCUCGAUAUGGUUUUAAAUGCAAGACCAUUGAACUUUUCCGUGAUUAUUUAACGGGACGUACUCAAAUAACUGUUGUUAACAAUAUCCCAUCUGAUAGCUCUGAUAUUACAUGUGGGGUUCCUCAAGGAUCCAUUUUAGGACCAUUGUUAUUCUUGUUGUACAUUAAUGACUUACCAAAUUGUAACUUGAUAUCUGAUGGACAUCUAUAUGCUGAUGAUACUAGCUUGACAUAUGCGGAUAACGACAUUAAUCAACUACUCUUCGUAAUGAAUGGUGAUUUACUUUCGCUUAGAAAUUGGCUUAACAUAAAUAAGCUCAGUCUAAAUACACUUAAAACAAAAUGUAUGUUCAUCGCAACUCGACACAAAUUAGCUACCUUACCAAGUCAACCAACAGUGGCCAUCGAUGGCAAUAUCAUUGAGCGAGUUAAAAAAUACAAAUGCUUGGGCCUGGAGCUGGACGAGUGCUUGAUGUGGGAUGAACAUAUUGCUCAAAUUACCUCAAAAAUUACCAAAAUAAUUGGAGUUUUAAGGCGAUUAAAAUCAUAUCUUCCGCGUCGUAUCCUAAUUUUAAUCUACAAAUUCUUGAUUCAACCACAUUUUGAUUAUUGCAGUAGUGUUUGGGGUAAUUUGGGUAAGGGUCUGGCACAAAAACUCCAACAAUUGCUAAACAGAGCCGCUCGUAUUAUUAAUGGUUCUCACUAUAGUGUCCGCUCACACGAGGUUCUAAGUGAAUUAAAUUGGUCAAACCUAGAAGAACGACGAUCUCAGCAAUUUAAAACGCUUAUGUUUAAAACAAUGAAUAAGAUGGUUCCAGAUUAUCUUUCGGAUAAAUUUACGUCCGUUAAUCUGGUUCACAACCAUAAUUUACGAGGCUCUAGUUCUAAACAAUUCGUCCCUAGACCUCAGACGGAGGCUCUCAAAAAAAGCUUUACUUAUCGGGGAACUGUUCUGUGGAAUAGCUUGCCUGUGGAAGCGAUUAAUGCUAAAUCAAUUGCUGAAUAUAAGUCUCAUAUAGCUUAGUUUAUAAAAUACUUCUUUAAUUGUAUAUAUUUAAUUGUAUUAAUCUAAUUAUAGGCUACUUAUUUAAUUGUUUUUAUUAUAGUUAUCUACAUAUAUUUGGUAGUUUUGCACGGCUCCAGGGAAGAGCACACUAUGUGAAUUGGACUCCGUGUUUUUAAAUAAAAUCCUAAUAAUAAUAAUAAUAAUAUAUAUGAAAAGUGUUCGUACCACAAUCAUAAGACAAUCAAACAGCAUUUAAAACAGGCAACACACCACGCGCGGAUUCCCUCGGCAACUAUGGUAUCACAACGUAAUAGCAUGGCAUAACGGUCGAUUAGUGAUGAAAUGUCCCUCAAGCCUCGAGAGGUUUAGUAAAACUUUUACUAAACCUCUCGAGGCUUUCGGGUACAUUUAAUCACUAAUCGCCCUGAAUGCCAUGCUAUUACUUAUAAUAAAACAAAUUAUUAUAUAAUUACAAAGAGCUUUCAUUGCCAGUAUCUUUGUAGGUUGGUCUAUUCUAAAUUUUAUUUUGUCAUGGAGUAG